AUAAAGUAUCUUAAUGUCAGCAGCAGAGGCUCAGACCAGGACCAUGUGGAGUCAGUACAGGAGGAACUCUGGCCUGGAUACAUGAUUGGCCUGAAAAGGUAGUGCCUGAGAGGUGGAUGUUCCAAUGGCGAGGAGCAAAACUAGGUCCCCUCCAGACCCAAGACCAGAACCACAGUGGACACCACACACACUCUGGAGUUGUGUGUCAGCUGCAAAGGUGUCGUUAGAUCGCCCACAAGUGCAGCCUUCACUCUUAGUGGCCAUCUUCAUCUACCUGCUCUCAGCCUUCCCUGACAUCUGUGUAGCUGCUCCGCCGCGGCCAGCCGGCCCCCCGUUACUGUCUGGGCAGCCUUUCAUCAUAUUUUGGGGAGUUCCUGAUUCCUCCUGCCCCAAUCGUCCAGAUCCCAGAUCUUUUGGGAUGGAGAGGAAAGGACGUGUUGAGGUCUUCUAUGAAAACACGCUGGGAAAAUAUCCAUAUCUUGUCGAUAAGGACACUCCAGUCAACGGGGGGCUACCACAACACACCAAACUGGACAGCCACCUCCAGAAGAGCCAGCAGGACUUGGAGCUAGCGUUACCUGCACCAAGGUAUCUUGGGUUGGGGGUGUUGCACUGGACAGAGUGGGUCCCUCAAUGGACCAGAAACACAGAAAGGAAGACUAUGUAUCUGGAAGCAUCCAGGGAACUGAUGAAGACUUUCUUUCCCAAGUGGAGUCCAGAGGAGGUGGAGAAGUGGUCACAGGUGGACUUCGAGGCAGCAGCCCAGUCAGUAAUGACAGAGACUCUACGGGAGGUCAAAAGAUUACGACCCAAAGCAUUAUGGGGCUUCUCCACUUUCCCCAGCUGCUACAACGGUGACUCUGCCCAGACGGUGUUAGCCAAUUACACUGGCCAGUGCCCUGCUGCAGAGAUGGCCCUUAAUGACGAACUUCUGUGGCUGUGGAAACGAAGCUCUGCCCUUUACCCUCUGCUAACUCUGGAGAAGCUGCAGAGUGGAACCUCUGGAGCCAUGCUGUAUUUAUCCAGUCAAAUAAAGGAGGCUCUUCGGGUUUCAUCUCUUGAACUGGAGUUUGAUCUCCCUGUUUUCCCCUUGAUCAAGAGUGUCUACAUGUCCACUAACACUUUCCUGUCACAGACAGACCUAGUCAACACUAUAGGAGAAAGUGCAGCUUUGGGAGCAGCAGGAGUUGUUGUCUGGGAGAGAACGGAGGCUAAAACCGAGAGAGAGUGCCAGGACCUGGCAGAGUUUGUCCGUAAGGUCCUGGGACCCUACUCCAUAAAUGUUACCACAGCAUCUCGACUCUGCUCAGCUUCUCUGUGCCAGGGAAAGGGCCGGUGUGUCCGUCAAAAACUAGAGAGCUCUGCUUAUCUCCACCUCCCAGCACCACCUGAAGCGGUGGAGAAGGUGACACAAAAGGCAGAGGCAGAAAAAGCCACAGAUCAGACAGCAACAGAGGUGAAACCAGCAGAACCAGACCCAGCUGAGAUAUGGAAGAGGGACUUUCAGUGUCAGUGGUACAAGACUACAGACGGAGACGUCUCAGACCAACAGUCUCCCCAAGACGGAGCAUCUGCUGGGGAAAAGACUGGAAACCUGGAAACUGUGGAAACUGCCACAGCUUUCUCAUUUUCUUCUACAACAAAAGGUGCCUCAGACACAGGGUUCAGCUCUUCGGGUUCUUUACGUCCAAUGGAUCCACCCGAAGGAGCCAAAGACAGAGGGGGCGAUUCACCAUGUCCCCCACGUCUGACUCUUCUACUUGUACUUGUGACUGGAAGUAUAUACCUGGAACUCUAACACUGAAAUAAACCUGACUUCAGGUGGAAGUUCUAGGCUUAAGCCGCCUCUCCUAAGUGCCCUUGAGCAAACCACCAGAGGCUAAGUGCAGCAGGUGUUGCUCCGUAGCUGAAAAUGUCAUUUUCAUAGAGUAACACUAACAACUGUGUCUAAAUCUGAAAGGUCUAUCCACCGCUACCAGGGGUCGUGCCAACGGACGGUGAAUCCCACGACUGUCACAGACAAUUGUCCGUCUGUACCUGAUGUCAUUCUAAUAUUUGAAAGAUGAAUGCGACACAAUAGGCCUGACCGACUCAUGUGCUGCUGUAAAAUUACCGUCCAAUCAAAUCAAAUUGGAACAUUUCAAUUGCAGAAACAUAAAAUCCAUCUGUAAAACCUACAAUGACCAUUUCAUUGUCAAUUGAAAUCAAUAAAGACUUGUUCUGUUGCAUGUCCGUCAUUUGAACAAAUCAAGAGUUAAAUUGAAAUGGACUUUUAAUAACGAUGAGUCAUUAAAUCAAAUUCAAUUUAAAAAGAAAAUUCGACGUGCUUCUACCACAAAAUAACCAGGCACUGCAAAAGUGGAAAAAAAGUCAACAAAAAGUGCAGUACAAACGAUCAGAGCUCUCGGGUGCCAUCUGCCUGAAAUCUGCUGAAACUGCACAUUUCAGCUGAAAUGUCAGAGGAGGAAGAGCGCAGAAAAAACUGUUAAUCCAACCAAGACUGAAAUAUAUUUAGAAGUUUAUUAGAUGGGAGCUGGUGUAAUCCCGCCUGGCUUACUUGGGUUAUUAGUAAAUUAUUAUUUUUUCUAAAGACUCAGUUCAACAAAUGUUCCCCAGACGUCAAUAAGUACUCUUAUAAAACUUCAAUUUUACCAAAUAUAAAAAAAUAGUAGUUUUCAUUAAGUGUGUCCUUUACAUCAUGCUUUAACGUCCAUUUUACUCUAAAUGGGAUCUCCAUUCAUGUAUCUUCUUAAGAGCCAAUGUAAGGGAAAAGAUGGUGAACACAGAACACAUAUGGACAGUUUGAAGUUCACUGGGCCACAUAUAGAGACAGUCAGAGUCACACUCAUACCCAGGGUCAGUUUAUAGGUUCAUGUUAGUCUAACAGCCAAUCUGUUUGUUUUUGGACUGUACAGGGAAAUUGAGCUUAAAUCGGGCGGCAACCAACAGGACAUCGGUCAGUUACAAUGACUAUUAUUAAAUAAAAGGUUUUAAUUCAUAAGUCACUGUACAGUAGUUAAUACCUGCAUCCCCUUUCACAUAAAAGAUGUCAGCAUGUGUUCGUACCUUAUGUCAUUUUAUUCAUUAAUUUUCAUUCAAAUAUACACUCAAGACCAGGGGUAUCUGAAUCAUUUUAGUAACAGAAAGAUCAUAUUUACACAGGUACAUCUGAUUGUACAACAGAAAAUGCAUUCAUCAUACAUAUAUAUAUAUAUAUAAUGAAUAACAAAUUUACAUUUCCUUCUCUGUCCCAUCUCUACCAUGUUGCUCAGACGUUCAUUCUGUAGAAACUGUACCUUCAUUUUAAAGACAGUCAUCACAGCCCUGACCUUUUUUUUUUUUUAAAUCAGGAUAUUGUCAGGAUGAGUUUUGAGGAUGGUAAACUUGAAUUUUCUUUCUCCUUCCUGACAUUUUCUGUCAACUGUCACAAGCUAAAGCAGGAAAGGAGAAAAAUUGCAUUCCUUGAAACAGAAGUGAAACUAUGUUAAAAAUAAUUAUGUAGAGAUGAAAGAGUAGAUGAGACGAGGUGAGAUGACACUGCUGCUCAAACGUCGUGAUACAACACUGUCACAAACCCACUGUAACCAACCCAAA
Molecule: messenger RNA, 3594 nt
Organism: Cynoglossus semilaevis (tongue sole)
Lineage: Eukaryota; Metazoa; Chordata; Actinopteri; Pleuronectiformes; Cynoglossidae
Product: hyaluronidase-2
Exons: 7
Coding region: 125-1798 (557 amino acids)
Biological process (GO): hyaluronan catabolic process; carbohydrate metabolic process
Cellular component (GO): cytoplasmic vesicle
Molecular function (GO): hyalurononglucosaminidase activity
Source: RefSeq, a predicted model, not a curated record